This is a messenger RNA of Menidia menidia (Atlantic silverside), 1262 nucleotides long. NCBI's taxonomy places the organism in Eukaryota, Metazoa, Chordata, Actinopteri, Atheriniformes, Atherinopsidae. The record is from the annotation of a GenBank genome assembly.
GAGUCGCUCCCCCGGCGCCAGUCGGACCUGUAUGGCCCCAUCGACCGCCAUGUCGGCCCUGAGUGCUGCUCUGAAAAGCGAAGACCUCUCCCCUCGCACCAUCCUCAUCCACGGCAGCGAAAUGCAGACCAGCCUGAGCCCCGCGGAGGAAACGGGCAAGCCCAAAGUCGCCAUUCUCCCCUUCAGCGUGGAGGCGCUGAUGGCCGAUCGGAAGCCCAGCAGAGAGGUUCCGUCUCCGGACGCGGCGGCCGGGACGUCCCAGGUUCUGCAGGGGAAGGGCGCGCGCAUGGGCUCUUUCGGAGGUCUGGACACUUCCGUCCCCGCUCUGCCCAUGAGCACUCCGUUUUCAGUGGGCGAGAUAAUGAACAUGUCAGAGGAGGCGCUGAUCAAACCUGAGAGCCCGGACGGUAAAGAGAGGACUUCAUGGAUACAGAAUCCACGUUUUUCUCCCACGCCGCCAAGGCGACUGAGUCCUCCUGCCUGUCCGCUGCGCAAACACAAGACCAACAGAAAGCCCCGGACCCCCUUCACCACGUCCCAGCUCCUGGCCCUGGAGAGAAAGUUCCGGCAGAAGCAGUACCUGUCCAUCGCCGAGCGCGCGGAGUUCUCCAGCUCCCUCAACCUCACAGAGACCCAGGUCAAGAUCUGGUUCCAGAACCGGAGGGCCAAGGCCAAGCGCCUGCAGGAGGCAGAGCUGGAGAAACUGAAAAUGGCAGCCAAGCCGAUGCUGCCGCCGGCCUUCGGGAUUUCCUUUCCCCUCGGUGCUCACGUGCCCGCGUCCUACGCGGGCUCGCACCCGUUCCAGAGGCACUCUCUGCCCGUGUCUCCGGUGGGACUGUACGCCGCGCACGUGGGAUACAGCAUGUACCAUCUGGCCUGACCGGGACACUGGACAGGAGGGGGUUUGGACUACGCUCCGGGGGCCCCGGGAGGUUCAGGGGCACGCGGGGCCGGACCAGCUCUAGACCCGGCCCUAAAGACGCGUCCUGGCGGGGAGGUCAGUGUCACAUCUGGUCAGAGGGCCAAGGCCUCCUAACGGACCCCCCUUCUGAGGGAACCUUGAAGUUUAUCCGCCUCUACUGACCCCUCUAGUAAGUUCACACUCCGCAAAAAAAAAAGAAAAGAACCCGCAGCCUUAUCAGUCAUUUAAUCUGAAGUCUUAAAUAUGGAAUGUAAAACAAACGAAAGUAUUAUUUCAGAGAAACAAGAUGACCGGGGAGACUAAAUUACUUUAAGAUGGAGUUUUUUUUGUUGCGGACAGA